AUUUUGAUUGCAACAUAAAUUCGAAUAACGACUUGUUCUGAGUAUGUUACUUGUUUUUAAAUUACACCGUAAUGUGAUUUUAUUUGGUAUUUAAACAGAGACACAAUUAGGAAUCAUUCACUCUGAUAAGACACUUUAGGACUACAAUAUGAAAUCGUUGGUAGUGUUUGCUUGUCUGGCAGCAGUGGUGUUGUGUGCACCUCCCAAACCCGCGACCGAUGACGCGUCCCUGAGGUUCUUGCCAGCAAUUAGACACGAAGAGGUCCACGAUGAAUUCGGCCAGUACGCGCUUCGGUAUAUCACAGCUGAAAAUACAGUCGUGUCGGAGCGCGGCAAGCUAGUGCCGAGCCAACGCGGCGGUUACGUGUUAGAGAUCGAGGGCCAGUACAGCUUCAUCGGAGACGACGGCAAGGUGUACGUCACCAAGUACAGAGGUGGUCCCGACGGCUUCCACGUCGACGCCAAACACUUACCGCAGCCCGUCCGACCUUUACCUGUUUAAAUAAUAAAUGAAUUUCACACAUUA
Messenger RNA from Bicyclus anynana (squinting bush brown), 526 nucleotides. Its product is annotated as flexible cuticle protein 12-like. NCBI's taxonomy places the organism in Eukaryota, Metazoa, Arthropoda, Insecta, Lepidoptera, Nymphalidae. The transcript has 3 exons. The coding region runs from base 149 to 502 and encodes 117 amino acids. The record is from RefSeq and is a predicted model, not a curated record.